AUUUUGUUUUCCCCAGUCUUGGCGUCGUGCAUUGCGGGUAAAUACAGUCCUGACCUGAAUCAGUCAGCACGCGUCGCGACCAAAAGCACAACCGUGACCGCGAAUUCUCACCCCGACUUCACCCUUGGUUCAUCCCUACUUAUCUACCAACCCCAUUCGAUACGUACCGCAUGCGCACGGAACAGCAGCUGUUUGAAUGCGUGCAUUUGUUCUCAACUCUGACGGUUCUUCCAAUUGACGAGGGCCAUUGCAGAUCACUCUUUCCUGGUACUUACUUGAAAGAGGCAUUCCAACCCUAUUUUCUUCUAGUCAGGCGCAGAAAAUAGGUUGUAAAUAAGAACGCAGUCGACGCGACCAUUAAACAUGCCACCUCCUCUGCCAGACCAGGAAGAUAAUGUCUUUGGUAAUGAGAAUGACAUGUUCACUAGCGAUGACAUUGUCGCAAAUGGCGACGCUCACGAUGAGCCGCUUGGAACCAUGGUCCAUCUAGGGGACGAAGCCGAUAAUGAAGUGGGCUACAACGCGAUGGAGCCCGAGCUUGCUGGUCACAUCAACUAUCUGGCAACGCAGCCAGUCAGCGACCCGGCGUUGGAUAACCAAGAGUCUAUCGUGCCAACCACUGGCAAAAAACGUGGUCGUCCAUCUCUUCCCAGGCCAUUGUCCCGGAACGGCACACCUGCGAAGACACCCACCAAACCUGGAAGGCCUUCUAAAACCCCGCGCACCGAGAAAGCCUCCAAGGGCGCAAAAACAGCUGUUUUGACAGGAAGUGCGAGAAAGCGCAAUGCCGAUGCUGCGACUAACGACGCGCCGCCCGCAAAGAGGGCGCGUGGCGGGAAGCCCCUCAAAGCUGAGCGCACUCCUGAACGCAUUCAAUCUCGAAGGGGCGCUGCGGAAGCGGCCAAAGCUACAUUCAGCACUGCACUCAAGAGGGCUAAGAUUGUGGAAUCUUCGGACCCUGCUCCCAAGAAGCGUGGUCGUAAGGUUAAAGCCACUGCCGCUUCGGUAGUUUCUAGUGAAGCGUACGAGGUCGAAAAGAUCUUGGAUUCAAGCGUUGACGCCGACACCAAGCAGUUGAUGUAUCUUGUCAAGUGGAAAGACUAUGCAUCCUCCGAAAAUACUUGGGAGCCGAAGAAAAACCUUUCGGGUGCGUCCGAAGUCAUCAAGAAAUUCAACGCCACCAAAAAGAGUGAAGAGCCGGUUGCCAAGAAGCCAAGGGGUCGUAAGCCUGAUGCGAUAGCUAGGACCGCCAAAACCCCCGGCAGGAAGCCCGGAGCUUCAAAGCCCGGUCCUUCAAAGACCGGUCGCAAGCCCGGUCGCAAGCCUGUAACUGCAACAGCCGCCUCAAAGACUACCGUUAUGGCUGAGGUGGCAGCUCCGAAGAAGCCCGGUCGCAAGCCUAGAGCGGCGCAUGGAAAGUAAAGCUGUGUCGUAGGCGGGCUUUACAUCUCGCAGCUUUGAUUUACCUGCGUAUCAUUUGUUGUAUCAUGCCUUAACCUUGGGAAGACUAUCGUUUGCAUUAGCACUCCCUGGGGCAAGGUCAUUAGCUGGGGGCUCUCUUUUUUCACUACCUUCUGGCUUACAGGCCGCCUGUCGGUCCCCGGCGUGAGUUUCCGAUGCCGUAGAGGGCUGGCAGAGUGACAUCGGCGUCUUCUUGCAAGGUUUCUUGUUUCUCUCUUUUGUCGCGAAGUUGAUUCGCUCUGGAUGCACAACGAGACAAAUUUCCCAUUGUCCGUCAACCCACCUUAGCUUACCUACCUACCUGCACUCGAGACUUUUCGCCUAUGUUUACAAUGGAUGGCAGGUUUCCACAGUAAAUCCAUGCCAUACACUAUCCCAGCUAGGCGUAUGGUUUAUAAUUCUCGAGCUAGACUAGACAUACCUCAUCUGUAGAGGGGAGCAAUUACCAAUAUGGCAUUGAAAGUACAGUGCUUCGUAGAUACUAUGCGACGGUGGUCCACUUUUUCGUUGGUGACUUUGGG
This is a messenger RNA of Pyricularia oryzae 70-15, 1982 nucleotides long. RefSeq lists its product as uncharacterized. Gene Ontology annotation, biological process: chromatin organization; negative regulation of transcription by RNA polymerase II. NCBI's taxonomy places the organism in Eukaryota, Fungi, Ascomycota, Sordariomycetes, Magnaporthales, Pyriculariaceae. Gene Ontology annotation, cellular component: pericentric heterochromatin. Bases 364 to 1422 code for a protein of 352 amino acids. The transcript is spliced from 3 exons. The record is from RefSeq and is a predicted model, not a curated record. Gene Ontology annotation, molecular function: chromatin binding.